This is a messenger RNA of Lolium perenne, 1874 nucleotides long. RefSeq names its product protein NRT1/ PTR FAMILY 2.11-like. Gene Ontology annotation, biological process: transmembrane transport. Gene Ontology annotation, molecular function: transmembrane transporter activity. Gene Ontology annotation, cellular component: membrane. NCBI's taxonomy places the organism in Eukaryota, Viridiplantae, Streptophyta, Magnoliopsida, Poales, Poaceae. The record is from RefSeq and is a predicted model, not a curated record.
CGCCUACCUAGCUGCCCACCUGUUUCACUAGUGUUGUAGCUGCUUCUUGCAGUAGCGUUAAGGAGUGAGAUAUGGACGCGCCUCGGCAGCAAGAGGAGGAAGAGGAGCAGGAUCGCAAGGCCAGCAUGGACGACGACUCGGACGCCGUCGAGCCCGUCCACAACUACCGCGGAUGGAAGGCCAUGCCAUACGUCAUAGGGAACGAGACGUUUGAGAAGCUCGGGACGAUCGGGACGAUGUCCAACAUGCUGGUGUACCUGACGACGGUGUACAACAUGCAGAGCGUGCACGCCGCCACCCUCCUAAACGUCUUCUCUGGCACCAGCAACCUGGCCACCGUCGCCGGCGCCUUCGUCAGCGACACCUACCUUGGCCGCUACACCACCCUCGCCGCCGCCACGAUCUCCUCAUUUGUCGGCAUGGUCAUCCUCACCCUCACUGCUGCCCUACACUACCUCCACCCCCAAACCUGCAACGCCGAAGCAGGGGAGCAAUGCCAGGGCCCCUCGGGUGGCCAGCUAGCGGUACUCCUGGCUUCCUUCUUCUUCCUCGUCGUCGGGGCUGGGGGAAUCCGCCCGUGCAACCUGGCCUUCGGCGCCGACCAGUUCGACCCGCGCACCGCCGCCGGUCGCCGCGGCAUCGCCAGCUUCUUCAACUGGUACUACUUCACCUUCACCGUCGCCAUGAUGCUCUCCGCCACCGUCAUCAUCUACCUCCAGAGCGACGUCAACUGGGCUCUAGGCCUCGCCGUGCCCGCGGCGCUCAUGGGCCUCUCCUGCGCCGUUUUCUUCAUGGGCACACGCAUCUACGUCCGUGUCCGUCCCGAGGGAAGCCCGUUCACCAGCUUCGCCCAGGUCCUCGUCGCGGCCUUCCGCAAGCGCCGCCUCCUGUUAUCCGACACGACCUCGUCGCUGUUCGACCCGCCACACCGGAGCAAGCUCAUCUCCAAGCUUUCCUACACCGACCAGUUCACGUUCCUCGACAGGGCGGCCGCGCGGACCCCCAAGGACGCGCUCUGUGCCGACGGGAAGUCGCCCGCGAACCCGUGGCGGUUGUGCACGGUGCAGCAGGUGGAGGAGGUGAAGUGCCUGGCGCGCAUCAUCCCGGUGUGGUCGUCCGGUAUCGUCUACUUCGUGGUGCUCACCCAGCUCGGCACCUACACCGUGUUCCAAGCGGCACAGACCGACCUCCGCAUCAGCCACGCCAGCAACUUCCAGAUCCCGCAGGGCUCUUUCGUCGUCUUCAACAUGCUCGCCCUCACGCUCUGGAUCCCCGUGUAUGACAGGCUUCUGGUGCCGGCGCUCCAGCGGAUCACCGGGCGGGAGGGCGGAAUCAGCCUGCUCCAGCGGAUCGGCGUCGGGCUGGCGCUCUCCGUUGCCACGAUGGUGGUGUCGGCAGUGGUGGAGGACCGGCGCCGGAGGAUCAGCCCGUCUUCGCCGAUGAUGUCGUGCUUCUGGCUGGUGCCGCAGCAGGCGCUGGCGGGGCUGUCGGAGGCGUUCGCCGGCAUCGGCCAGAUCGAGUUCUACUACCGCCAGUUCCCGGAGAACAUGCGGAGCGUCGCCGGGGCGCUCUACUUCCUGGGCUUCGCGGUGGCGAGCUAUGCGAGCGGGUUCAUGGUGACGGUUGUACACCGUUCGACGAGCUGGCUGGCGCAAGACCUGAACGAGGGCAGAGUGGACUUGUUCUACCUUGUCACUGCCGCCAUCGCCGCAGUAAAUCUCGUCUACUUCGUCGCCUGCGCGCGGUGGUACAGGUUCAAGAAAUCGGACAACGACGACGCCAGCGCCGGAGACAUAGGCCUCGAUGACAACAUCGGCAGCAAGAAGGUUUCUACAAAUGCAGCGCCAGCGCCGGCGCCGGUUGAGUUAGUUUAA